Messenger RNA from Enterobius vermicularis (human pinworm), 1005 nucleotides. NCBI's taxonomy places the organism in Eukaryota, Metazoa, Nematoda, Chromadorea, Rhabditida, Oxyuridae. The record is from the annotation of a GenBank genome assembly.
GUCCGGGUGCAAGCCUUAAUAUGCUUAGGAAAUUUGUUACCCCACCUGGAACCAUGGAUGGUGUCCGAUCAGAUAAUCCCUGCAUUAUCUAAAAUCAACAACAAGGAACCAGGAAUUUUAAUGGCAAUUUUAGGUAAGUGGAAAUUUUGUGGAAGUAGACAUUUUGUUGCUCGAAAGAAUCCGGAUUCCGAGCGGCUAAGGAUCCAUGUAGAAAAAGAGCAGAGGCAGCGAUUACAGCAGUUGACGGCUAGCCAAGAGGAACAACGACAGAUGCCUGACUUUGCCGAAAUCAUUACAAGAAAUGAGGGCAGGCUUACUCUCGAGGACAAGAAGCGUCUAGCUGCUGAACAAGAGCAAAACUUGAGGCUUAGAAACCAGUCACCGAUAGUACAAUCAUGUGGCACGAAAAAGCUGGACCCUUUGUCUUCAUCUUCUCAUUCAGCUUCGAAUUCCGCAUUGGAUUCAAUGUUCGCUUUUGAACCAAAUAGUGACGGAUUUGGGAGUAAUGGCAUUUUAACUCCUUCUGGAAAAUCUUUACGAGUUGCGUCAACAAAAUCUGCUGUUGAUAUAUCAGAAUUCUUGCCAAGUAGUAGCGCAAGUUUAUCACGUACAGCGAUCUUGAAUACUCCUUGCACCACGUCAGCAAGUAUUGUGUUUCCUGCUACAUCUGCUUUUAUGGAACCGCAGAGCUCCCAAAAGCUAUUGAACAGUGAAGUUAGCUUCAACUCAAGGGGGAAUAUUGGGCUUCCACAACCACCGAAAUCUGCAAAUCCAAUAAUUCGUAAUUUAAGUCAGAAUGUAAAAGCAUUAAAUCUUCCAGCGAACUCAGCAAACUCUGCACCAAGCAAGAAACCCGAUCUUUCAGCAUUUGACAAUUUGUUCACGUUUCCCAGUCCCAUCAGCAACUUAACGAGUAAUAACAGUGUUUCUGCAACUUCUAAACCAGCAGCUAACACCAAGGUUGAGUCGUUGCAAAAAGAUCCAUUUGCAGAUUUAUUAGGUUGA